GGUGGUGGUGGUGGCAUUUGGUGGUGGCGGCAUCUACUUCUGUCCGUUGUUUUUAUAUGUAUAUACAUAGAUACAAAAAUAAUCAAAUUAAAUUGAAAAUAGCGUAACAAGCAUCUGGUCAACAUGCAAUUAAUGCAGACUAAUUGAAAUGGUUACAUGGUGCAAGCUGCCCCGCCCCCCGCCAUCCUCUGUCUCCGUCCAAAAGUGCAGAAGUAGCUAAAUGAAUGUCAAGUGCUACAAAUAGCACAGUAAAAGUAGCUGAACAGAUAAACUAAUAGUUAGUGAAAACAAAAAGAAAACAAGACACGAAAAUCAACCAACGGCAACGUCAAUUUCUUCUUGUCAAUCUCCAAAUAGAAGAAGAAUAACUACAACAACGACACGCUGUUUCGUUGCGCUAGCGGCGGCGGCAGCCAGCGAGGCGCUGGCAAAAAAUUGCGAUGCCUGGACUUGUGGUCUUCAGACGCCGCUGGUCUGUUGGCUCGGAUGAUCUGGUAGUACCGGGUGCAUUUCUCUUGGCGAUACACUUUAUAAGCUUUGUACUUGUGGCCGUCUCGUUAGUUUUAUUUGAAUAUAACACAAGUGUUUUAAGUGUUAAACUAUUGUUCUAUCAUCUAAUUAGCUACUUGUUAAUACUAUUUUUUUCAAUAUGCGUAGAAAUAGGCAUUUGUGUGAUCUCGAUGCGCGGCAGCAUUUUGGACUCCGAGGCGCGUACAUCGAUCAAUAUCUGGAUAUAUCUCAAGAGCUUGGUGAUAUUGUUUGAUAUUUCAUGGCUGAUAUUGGGCUCGAUUUGGCUGUCCAAUUACUACAUGGUGGCGCCCAUCGAUGACGCCAAAAAGGUCUUUAUUGCCAUCAUCAUAUGCAACUGGACGCUGGUGUUUAUCACGCUGAUAACCAUCUGGUGCACAUUCGAUGCCGCCGGUCGUUCCUGGGUCAAGAUGAAGAAGUACCAGCGCUCCAUGCGCGAGACUGAGUCGCGUUUCAACUACAAGCGCAGCAACAGCAUGAAUCGCAACUGGCGGCAACGCAAGGUGAUGCGCGCAUAUCAGGACAGCUGGGAUCAUCGUUGCCGUCUGCUGUUCUGCUGCAUGGGCUCGUCGGAACGGAAUCGCAAUUCGUUUACGGAUAUUGCGAGACUGUUGAGCGAUUUUUUUCGCGAACUAGAUGUGGUGCCAUCGGAUGUGGUCGCCGGUUUGGUCCUGUUGCGCAAAUUUCAGCGCCUCGAGCGUGAGGCAAUUGUCAGGCAGCGCAAAAAUGGGACAUACGAGUUCCUCAGCGGUGUGCCAAUCACGGAGCACACACAGUUCCUAGCACUCAACGAUGCCAAAAAUUAUGACUUCUUUCAGACCGUCAUACACUAUAUGUACUUUGCCCAGGGCGCCUACGGCUGGCCCAUGUACGUCAUCAUCAAUCGAAGCAAAAUGUGGCAUCUGGUGCCCGAGCUCAAGUGCUUUGGCUGCUGUUGCGGCAGCGGAGACGACGGCCAGGUGAUCCAGGACAAUUGCUGCUACUGCAAUUAUGCGGCUCUGAAGAAGACUUUGCAGCUGGGCGACAUCGAUAUUGUGUAUGCCACAUACCAUGUGGAUGUGGGCGAGACGCCAUUCUUUGUGGCCGUCGACUAUACGCAGAAGAAGAUCGUGAUCAGCAUACGCGGCACGCUGAGCAUGAAGGAUAUACUGACCGAUCUGAAUGCGGAGGGCGAGGUGCUGCCGCUGCAGCCGCCGCGCGACGAUUGGCUGGGCCACAAGGGCAUGGUCCAGGCGGCCAUUUACAUACGCAACAAGCUGCAGCAGGAGAAUCUCAUUGAGCGCGCCUUGCAGCGCAACGCGGAUCGCUUGACCCACACCUUCGACCUGGUGCUGGUGGGUCACUCCCUCGGCGCCGGCACCGCGGCCAUAUUGGCCAUACUGCUCAAGCCGGAGCAUCCGACGCUGCAGUGCUUCAGCUAUUCGCCGCCCGGCGGAUUGCUCAGCAUGCCCGCUGUCGAGUACUCCAAAUCGUUCAUUACGUCCGUGGUGCUUGGCAAGGAUGUGGUGCCGCGCAUCGGCCUCAAUCAAAUGGAGGCGCUGCGUGCGGAUCUCAUCAAUGCCAUACAGCGCAGCGUGGAUCCCAAGUGGAAGACCAUUUCAUGCUCGGUCAUCUGCUGUGGCUGCGGUCCCGAGCCGACCUCUGUGGUGAACAUGUCCGGCCAGGACACGCACAUCAAUCAGUACCAGGAGGAGCGCGGCACGGCACGCUCGACCAGCGCCCAUCCGACGGACAGCUCCAUAGCUUUAACACUGCACCAGCCCUUAUAUCCGCCCGGCCGCAUCAUACACAUUGUGCGGCAUCAUCCCAAGCCAGAUGAGCAAAAAUACGACAGUGGUUGGAGAAAUGUGCUUAAGAAUCGUGAGCCGGUCUAUCAGGCGAUAUGGGCCGAUUCAACCGAUUUCGAUGAGGUGCUCAUAUCACCUGUCAUGCUGCAGGAUCAUAUGCCCGACAAGGUUCUCGCCGCGCUCAAGAAGGUUGUAACGACGAGUGGGCCACGAAAGCCCCAGCGCCAGACCUCGAACGCAUUCUCCACCACAUCCUUGGAGCAGGAGCCGGAGCUGGAGCCGGCACUGGAGCUGGAACCGAAGGAGGAACGCAACCAGCUGGAGCUGGCGCCAACGAAUGCCGAACAGAUGCUGCAUUGCAAGCGUGCGGCGGACAGUUCCUAUACAAAUCUGAGCAACUGCAUCAUGCUCACGCCAACGGCACAGCAUAAGCUCUGCCUGGAGACGUCCUUCACCAAUCUGCAGCAUCAGCUGGAGCUGCGUGCCGCGGUGCAGCCAGGUGGCAGCAAGGCCUCAUCCAUAGCCGGCAGCAUCUUUGGCCGCAGCCAACUCAGCUCCACAACAACUCCGUACGACAUAUCAAGCGUCCUGGACGACAGCAUCACAACGGUGACCAUGCGCAAGAGCCCCUGCUCCAUGCUCAGCGAGACGACGACAAUCCUGAUGAAUGCCGAACCUGGCGAGGCGCCGCGCCUGCGUGCGGUCGCAUUCGACAUGGCAGCGAUGACGCCGCCGCCGUCGCCGCUGCCUCUGCCGCUGGCGCUGGCACGUCAGCAUUCGGAGAAGAAGCCGCGAUCGCUGCCAUUGACGCAAGCGUUGCGUCGCGCCUCGGUGGCGGGUCAGGGCGUGGACCUGCUGCACGACGACUGGUACGGGCUGGCGCCGCUGGCCAGCCCAGAGACGCUGUCCGAGAUCUCGAGCGUAUCGUCGCGCAGCAGCGUCCCCAUCAGCCUGGCCAACAGCAUUGAGCGGUAUCUGCAGCACAUAGGCGUCGGAGCGGGUGCGGGCGCGGGAGCGGGCGCGGUGCCCAAGGUGCCGCUGGAGGACAUAUUCGAGUCGCAGUUGCACACGCCGAAAGUGAUGCGACGUGCGCCCAAGUUCAGCGAAAACUUGUCUGGCUGCGCCGAGGACACCCGCAAUCUGGACCAGUACAAGCGUCUGGGUCGCGUGUUUAUCACAUUUCCGCGCAUCUUUCCCGAACCAGCAGGUGGCCACCAGCUGCAGUACAAGCACAGCCAGGGCCUGGACUCCAACUCGAGCGAUGACAGCUUCGAGUCGGCGCACAGCCUGCACCGACUGCAGCUGCCGGCGACUGUGGCGUGCGGUGCCAGCUCCAAGUCAGCCGAUCAACUGGAUGAGAACGCACACGAGACACGCUCGCCGCCAGCCAAGAAGCUGACGUUCAGCGACAGCAACAUCCUGGCCGAGGAGCACUGCCUGCGCCAGUGCCCACACUGUCCAUGCCGGCGCGAUGGACGGGAUUGCUGCACGCGCUCGGAGCACGAUCAUCAGCAGUGCGCCUCAGUGGAGGCGACGGCGACUGCCGCUGUCGGCUCGUCGGAUACCAACAGCAGCUUCUACAGCGCCAACUCGGAAUCAUCGCUGGAACACUUUGCGACACCGAAUCGACAGCUCCAGUUGAAGGUCAAUGGCGGGCAUGCCCACAAUGAGAUACUCAUACGUCCGGGUGUCCUUGAGUCACAUUUUCCCGUUUACGGCGGCGGCGGUGGCCAGCCGGAAACGCCGGCCAUUGUGGCGCCGGCAUCGCCCUCGCCCUCGCCCAUGAGCAACGGCGGCAGCAAGCGGCCAGAUGUGGUCGGUGGGCGUGUGCGCAAGCGCCUAUCCUCCGAGGAGUUCGUAUUCGCGCGCAGCGAGGAUCUUCCCAUUUUAGUACAAAUCGGUGAUAGGAGCGGCCACGAUAAAAGCUCGCCGUCGACCCGUAAACAGCGGCGGGGCUGCUGUGUGUAUCCCGUUGGCAAUAAUAUACGGAUUGCCGGUGCCGAUGUGGAUGCAGCUGCUGCGGCUGCGGCCGCGGCCGGCUCCCCCACGUCCAUUAGCAAAUAUUCCCGCACUCGCGUCGCUGCGGCAGCAAAGAAAGCUGCGCCGGCAGCAGCAGCUGCUGGUUUAAAUAACGAAAGUAAUGUUUAAUAAGUACAUAAAUAAGCGUAGUUGAAUGCAGUACCUAAGCAACCGCAACCGAACAUUUAUUCUAGAUUUUGCGUUAUGCACAAAAAAAUAAAAUUUAAAAACAAAUAAAUAAAAAUCGAACAGCAACAAAAGCUAAAAACAAUUAACGUUAACAAUACAAUACAUAUAGCGUGUAAACACACAGCGGUUAACAUUGAACAAAUGCGAAAUACAUAUAUUUUUUGUGCAGCUAGCUGACCAACUGAGUAGCAGCCCCAAUGCGAAAAAGUUUUAAUAAAAUGUUUUAAAUAAAAAACGUUACGAAAAUCCAACAAACAA
Molecule: messenger RNA, 4781 nt
Organism: Drosophila montana
Lineage: Eukaryota; Metazoa; Arthropoda; Insecta; Diptera; Drosophilidae
Gene: inaE
Product: inactivation no afterpotential E
Exons: 14
Coding region: 441-4463 (1340 amino acids)
Biological process (GO): arachidonate metabolic process; diacylglycerol catabolic process
Cellular component (GO): postsynaptic membrane; cytoplasm; dendrite membrane
Molecular function (GO): lipoprotein lipase activity
Source: RefSeq, a predicted model, not a curated record